This is a messenger RNA of Odontomachus brunneus, 2556 nucleotides long. Its product is annotated as popeye domain-containing protein 3-like. The record is from RefSeq and is a predicted model, not a curated record. Gene Ontology annotation, molecular function: cAMP binding. The coding region runs from base 724 to 1809 and encodes 361 amino acids. Gene Ontology annotation, cellular component: sarcolemma. Lineage: Eukaryota; Metazoa; Arthropoda; Insecta; Hymenoptera; Formicidae. The transcript is spliced from 7 exons.
AUUAGAGCUUUCAAAAUUACGCACUAUUUGUCGACUCAUUUUCAUCGUUUACAAUAUACAAAUGAUUAUCAUCGACGUUCGAACGAGUCUUAAAUUCACGAUGGAACUAUUCUUAUGCAUUUGCCUCUUUACUUAAAAAUUUCCAAAUUCAUCUCAUCUUCAAGAUGAUUAAGAAAAAUCUUUAAAUUAUUUUUCACGUAAUUUAUCUUUAAAUUAUUUUACAUGUAAUUGCAUUUUGUAUCCCGUCUUUCAAUUACACACGCUUUACCAAAAAUUAUAUCUCAUAAUGAAUUUCUCAAGAGGACCGCAAAAUAAUAAUAUUGGAAAUACAGUUAAAACUGAAAAAAAUUUUUGAAAGUUUUCAAAAAAAGUCUCCCCAUAACUUCUACUUUUGUUAUAUUUUUUCAAAUAGUUUCGUUGUUACUAUCAAUUCCUUACCUAAGAAACAAUAAUUAAUAUUUUUGUAUGUUUGUACGUUAUCAUGCGAUUUCUUAUUAUCGCGGAUCGGUAUUGCAAAAUUAUCAGGUUUAAUCCCUUCAGACCGACAGGAAACAAUAUCGAUCCUGAGGGACCAGCACAUGCGCCCUGAGUGGUAUCCUUCAGCGUCCGCAUGUGCGAGGGGUGAAAACAGACUAAGCUCUUGUCGAGAAAUAUCAGUGAACAUGUACAGUCGAUUCUUCCAUUCUUGUUAACACGUGACAGUGUAUUUCCGCCUCGAGAAAAAUGAGUCCUGGCUUGGGACACGAUCCUUUGCCAUCUUAUAACAUCACUACGAUCGGAAACGCUGCGCUCUGUUUGUGGCAACAGCCGCAGCAUGUUUUGUUCCAGCUGGCGAAUUUUUGCUUCGUGCUCUCGUACUCGGCGCCGUCCUCUAAGAAGGGGAUUUUGUUCAUGCACUCAGUGCUAAUUGUCGGAUUUAUGCUGCUGUCAGGGUGGGCUUGGCAUGUAAUUUGCGCGCCGGAUAUUUUCUCCUGGAACUUCAGCUUCUUGUUGUUGAAUAUCGGCCAAUUAGUGUAUACCUUUUAUCAGAUGCGGCCCGUCAAGUUUGAUAUCGAACUGGAGGAGGCUUAUCAUACGCUUUUCUAUCCUUUCAAGGUCUCGCGUUUACAAUUCAAGCGAUUGGUAUCGCCGGAAUUCGCGACGAUAAUGUCCCUCCACGCCGGCGAGGCGUACGCGAUGCAAAACUUAACGAAAACGGACAGACUGGGCUUGUUGCUUAGCGGUAAAGUCAACGUUCUCAGCGACAACAAUUUUCUGCAUCCGAUAUUGCCUUGCGAAUUCCUCGAUUCGCCGGAAUUUGAGAGUUCCCGAGCUUCUGUUGAUGAUAAAUUCAAGGUGGCCAUCGUGGCAGCGAGUUCUUGUCGUUACUUGUACUGGCAAAGAUCAGCCUUGGAAUAUCUCCUCGUGAAGGAAACUUACCUUGCUACUGUCUUGACCACACUGGUGGCGAGAGAUAUUGCGACAAAGCUGUACGCAAUGAAUAACAAGAUAGUUACGGACAAAGGGUCGCACUUGGAUAUUCGCCUACCUUCGAUCAGCGCCGGGUUGGGAAUAAGCAGCGAGUACAGAAGUCCUCGAGCCUACAGACACGCGCUGAUUCGCAGGAAAGAAGCUAAACCAAUGUCCAAUAAUGUUAGCAGCGCGAAGUCUAAGGACCGCACGGUCAACAACCUGACGAAGAAGGGCGCGCCGAACAUGGAACCUCUUCCAGAGCUACCAUCCUGCGACGACCUGGCCUCCAGUGGCGUAGAGAGCUGGCUGGACUCCUCCAGCAAGUAUCACAGUUGCGAGAUCGUCGACGAGGAAUAGCAUCACGCCCCCUGCUCGAACCAGGAGAGCUUGCUCGGAGACGAUGAGUCCAACGAAGAGAACGCGCAGGCUUUCAGCUGUAAGACCGCGGACCAUUGGGCACAGUAUCCUGAGGACUAGCGAUAGAAAAGGAAAUAGAGCACUUCUCUCUUGCGUUCGAAGCGUCUGUACUUCUCACUUGUGGAUUUUAACUUGCCAGGAGGUUUGACUUCCAGGAACAAUUCGACCUCGUCGUUGUUACUUAAAUUUUCGGUUAAAUGAAAACGAUUAACAUUCAUGAAAGCAAGUGUUCGUGCUAAUCCACGUAUUUUACGAUAUUGACCUGUAGGUUUGUUGCCCGGCAACGAAGAUCGCAACGAACCUCUCGAAAGUUACAUGCGCAAUGUAAAUUUAACACUCUGUACAUACUUGUAAAUAUCGUACUUGCGAAGAAUUCGAAGAACGAAAGUUCUUCCCCAAGAAAAAGGAGUAACGUUUGUAAGGAUAUUCUAAAUAAUUUCUGAAAGGGACAAACACAUGUUAGAUAAGUGCAAUGUUUAUAAUAAACGCGCCUAUAACAUUUUUGUAAAUAUCAAUCAAGAAAUCUGUAUAGCCAGCGACAAUAGAGGAUUUCUUACGAAAAAAAGAUUUUUACAAAAGAAAAGAGAAAAAGUACAUGAGAAAAAUGUUCAAAUAUUCAAAUAAGUUUUCAAAUAACAUGACUAUUUAUAAUUGAGUAAAUAAAAACAUGCGGUAUUUAACAUAGUA